Molecule: messenger RNA, 1772 nt
Organism: Vidua macroura (Pin-tailed whydah)
Lineage: Eukaryota; Metazoa; Chordata; Aves; Passeriformes; Viduidae
Gene: GAR1
Product: GAR1 ribonucleoprotein
Exons: 8
Coding region: 400-1053 (217 amino acids)
Biological process (GO): ribosome biogenesis; snoRNA guided rRNA pseudouridine synthesis
Cellular component (GO): box H/ACA snoRNP complex
Molecular function (GO): box H/ACA snoRNA binding
Source: RefSeq, a predicted model, not a curated record
GCGCCCGCCCGCGGGGAGGGGCCUUCACCCCGGCCGCGCCAUGGCGCCGCCGAGCGCUCCGUGUCCUCCCUGCUGUGUCACCUCUGCCGUGCCCUCUCUGUCCUGCCCCUGUGCCAUGUGCCCUCUGCCCUGUCCCCUCUGCCCUGCGCGGCCUUCCGAACCUGGGCAGCGACAAGCGGGGCCUGUCCUGGUACCUCGGCAGCCCGGCGCUGGCUGAGCAGAGCCCCCGGAGAGUCCACGUGACAGUCAAGUAAAAAGUACCUCAAGUACCUUAACAAGUAUCUGAAAGCAAUUUGAAAAUCAAGUGCUCAUCCUUAUCAGCAUUUUUCCUGUGUCUUGGACUGCAGUGGGUUUGCAGUGUGGCUGCUUCCAUCACUGCACUGCAGGAAACAGUAGAGAAUGUCUUUUCGUGGAAGAGGAGGUGGAGGAGGAAGAGGAGGUGGCUUCAGCCGUGGAGGAGGUGGCGGUGACAGAGGUGGCUUUAACCGUGGUGGGCGAGGUGGCUUUGGACGGGGAGGUGGAAGAGGAGGCUUCAACAGAGGAGGAUAUGACCAGGGCCCUCCAGAAAGGGUAGUUUUGUUGGGAGAGUUCAUGCAUCCCUGUGAAGAUGACAUAGUUUGUAAAUGUAAAACAGAAGAAAACAAGGUGCCUUAUUUCAAUGCCCCAGUGUACCUGGAUAAUAAGGAGCAGAUUGGCAAAGUGGAUGAAAUAUUUGGACAGCUGAGAGACUUUUAUUUUUCAGUGAAACUGUCUGAGAACAUGAAAGCCUCUUCAUUUAAAAAAAUGCAAAAGUUUUAUAUUGAUCCAGCAAAGCUGCUACCUCUUCAGAGAUUUUUGCCAAGGCCCCCUGGAGAAAAAGGUGCUCCCAGAGGAGGUGGUAGAGGAGGACGUGGUGGUGGACGUGGGGGAGGAAGAGGCGGUGGUAGAGGAGGAUUCGGAGGAGGCAGAGGUGGAGGAAGAGGAGGAGGAUUCAGAGGAGGUAGAGGUGGAGGAGGAGGAGGAUUCAGAGGAGGAAGAGGUGGUGGAGGAGGCUUUCGGGGAAGAGGACAUUAAAAAUGGAACCAUGAUAUCUCCUCAUUGUCUCGUCAUGUCAUCUGCAGAAGCAAAGAACCAAGAAGCAAAGAACAAAAUUUUUUGUAAAGGACCUUGAAAAUCUUUUUAUAGAGAACUUGAAGCUACAAAUGACAAUUAUUUUUACACUUAAUGGAUGCAUGAGGAGAGUGUAGCCGCAGGUGAAGAGCUGAAGACUGCUCAGAAUAUGUAAAUGUUUCUAACUGAGCCACGAUUCAAUGUUAUUCUUAAACUGUUUGUUUCUGACAAGCAGUGCAGUCAAUGCUUAACUCCAUGUUGGAGUUUGGAGUAAACAAUCAGUUGAAAUGAGUUUCAAAAGACCCUGCAGGUUCACUGCAUGCACAUGCUUCAGUGUGAACCUGUGCAUGACUGAUCCCUGGUUCUCAUCCUCCUUUUAUAUCGAAUCUUCUGGGCUGCUCUGAAAUGGACAUGCCAUUUAAACAACCUUUGUGAACCUUUUUUUAUAAAUUAAAUUUCAAACUUUUGUGUUGAUAUCUUUUUAAAUGCACAAUUAUGUCUAAGAGAGAAGACAGCAGAGUAUAUUUUGUGAAUUUUUCUGUAUAAAUAUUAAUGAAAGCCAAAGGCAUUAAGACACUCUUAGAAGGUGCUGUCUAAUGAACAAGACAAGAUUAAUACUAUACUUCAGUCAUCUAAUGGUAUCUAAUUACACUGAUAUUAAAAUGCUAAAGUUUUUUAAUUGG